CAAAUGUGGUACUCACAACAAAAAAAAAUUUACUAAGGAAAAGAGAGAGUCUGACCCAAACAUAGCUUAACCACUUGAAACAUCUCAUAUUUUUCCGUUCGAGAUUCAAAUCAUUAUCUCACAUUAGAGAGAGAAAGAGAGAAGAAGAUGUUUUUAGAGAGAGAAAGUGGAGGUUUUGAGAUUUGAAAAAAGCGAAAGGACUGUUAAAUUCAGUUUAGUAAGAGGAGAGAGAGAGAAAUCAUUAAAUUUUGCAUUUAAUUCCACAAACCUACAAAUUUAAUACACACACGAAAUCCCUCACCAAUCCCAUCUUCAUCCCCCACCUUCUUCUCCUCUGAUCUCCUUUAAAUUUCUCUCCAAUGGCUUCCACUACAAAUUCCAAAUCCCUCCUUCCCUUUCCCCAACCCCUGAAUCGCACUCCAAAUCCGCCAUUGAAGCGAGCUUCUCCCGAUUCUCAGGCCCAGAUCCGAUGGGGAAGAAGAAGACGAUCAUGAAGUUUCCUUCCAUAUUCAAAUCCAGAGAUUCCGAGAAGCCAUGGGAAUGGCCCUCCUGCAAGCACCCCAAGACGCUCUCCUUCCGAGCCGCCGCCGGCGACGUCGUUUUCAAGACCGUCAACUCCAUCUUCUUCGACCCGUUCGACGGCCUCGAGACGUCCGACUCGCUGUUCACGAACUCGUCAGAGUCGGCCUCCGCGAGCAACUCGACGGCGACGGAGUCCGGCCGCCACGAGAUCGACGGCCAGUCGCUGGAGACGGUGGUCCGCGGCGCCAGAUCGGAGAGGCUGUUCUUCGAGCCGGACGACACGAGCUCGAUCCUGGAGAAAUCGAAGCCGAAUUCGAAUUCGAAUCCGGAAGCGCGAGGGUUAGGGUUAGGGUUAGGGUUAGGGUAUAAAGAGAGCUUGAUUGUGUCCAUGGAGUCGGAGAAUCCAUACGAGGACUUCAGAAAAUCGAUGGGGGAAAUGGUGGAGAGCCAUGGCGUCAGGGAUUGGGAAGGAUUGGAGGAGCUUCUUGGAUGGUAUUUGAGGGCGAAUUGGAAGAAGAAUCAUGGGUUCAUAAUUGGGGCUUUUGUGGAUUUACUGGUACAAAUUCUUCUGGCUUCUUCCUCGUGUUCUUCAGAUUCAAAUUAUUACACCUGCACUGAAUCUUCUUCUUCGUCGCUCGAUCCAUCGCUUCGGCAGGAGAUUGAUGAGGAAGAUGACGAUGAUGAUGAUAAUAUGACAGAAAUCAUGUAGAAUUUCAGAUUUCUUACUUUUUUUUUUUCUUUUUUGGGGGUUUUAUUUUAAUUUUUUUGUAUUGUAAAUAUUAGUUGCUGAUGGUCAAGGUGAUCGUGAAAUAGGUGGCAGCUUAAAACUUGAAACGUUUGGUUGAAAAUUGAAGCCAAAUAAGAUUUUGAAAAUAGAGACCUUUCAACGCAGUGAUCAAUUAGACACGAAAUUGAUUGUUCUGCUUUUGUCAAA
Messenger RNA from Momordica charantia (bitter melon), 1456 nucleotides. Its product is annotated as transcription repressor OFP13. NCBI's taxonomy places the organism in Eukaryota, Viridiplantae, Streptophyta, Magnoliopsida, Cucurbitales, Cucurbitaceae. Gene Ontology annotation, biological process: negative regulation of DNA-templated transcription. The record is from RefSeq and is a predicted model, not a curated record.